Molecule: messenger RNA, 378 nt
Organism: Mangifera indica (mango)
Lineage: Eukaryota; Viridiplantae; Streptophyta; Magnoliopsida; Sapindales; Anacardiaceae
Exons: 1
Coding region: 1-378 (125 amino acids)
Source: RefSeq, a predicted model, not a curated record
AUGUCUACGCCGCCUCUGCUGGAUCAACAGCCACCGCCUAUGGCGAUGAUGCAGCAAGCCUACACGGCCCGUUCGGGUCACGGAUCGGUUGGGCCUGUUAUUGCUGUGCUGGCGGUGAUAACUAUUCUCGGAGUGAUAGCGGGCAUGAUUGGGAGGCUGUGUUCGGGUCGUCGGGUUAUGGGUCGUCGAGAAUAUGAUUUUGAAGGAUGGGUUGAAAGGAAAUGCUCUUCUUGUCUUGACGGUAACAUCGACCCGCAUCCGACACGACCCGAAAUCCCAGUGGCGGAGCCGGUAAUUCAAGCGGCACCACCUCAAGAGAUAAAGGCAGAAGAACAAGAACAGAAGUCUCACGGCGCACAACCAAGUAAUGAAUCUUGA